Uranotaenia lowii is the source of this 1412-nucleotide messenger RNA. RefSeq lists its product as uncharacterized. The record is from RefSeq and is a predicted model, not a curated record. NCBI's taxonomy places the organism in Eukaryota, Metazoa, Arthropoda, Insecta, Diptera, Culicidae. The transcript has 5 exons. The coding region runs from base 51 to 1412 and encodes 453 amino acids.
CUCUGGUGUACGUUCGGUGUCAUCAUAUUUGGAGCUGUAGCGGUUAUUUCAUGUUGGAUAAAAAGAUGCAGGAUACAACGAAUAAACAUCAUCAAUCAUCUACUCAGUCCCGACGACAACAAACUCACUCAGUGGUGGGACGACGCUCAUCGUCCUCGGAAAGAUUGCACCAAAAGCAGCAGCAGCAGCAAGCUCAUCAACAUCGGUCACAACCCUCGACGCCAACGGCCACGAACGGCAACGUUAUUCCGACUUCGGUUGGGUCCAUCGAAACCGGAACUUGCCUUCCGGUCCUGUUGGGCACCGGCAGCCAUCCUUACAUUGUCCAACCAUUUGCCGCCGAACAUCACAUAGCAGCCCCACAGAUUCCUACUGCGGCUAAUCAUCCGUUCGUGGCAGCACUUCCGCCACUGCCCCCAGGAAAAUCACCCCGGGAGGCCUUUUUCCCCCUGAUCGGAAGUGGAACCAAUCCACCAGUCACCGGUGGAGGAAGAGGUCACAUUCCCACGACCGGAAUUGGCGUAGGUUCCACGGGUGCCGGCCAACCGCCGCCGGUCUCCUUUUCGCUCUACAAGACAAUCAAUACCGUUAUCAAGAGUAGCCGGAAAAUAAUCGUUCGCGUUUGUGAAGUGACCAAUGUGAAAACUAAACUUAAAAUGUUCAAUCUAUACUCGACGAUGAAUAAGCGCAAUGGCGCCGAAGAGAAGGAGGCCCGGGUUAUGGAGACGACCGGACAUGACCGGUUCUGCCAGGAGCGUCCCUCAAGGUCCAGUUACCGGCGGAAGAAAAAGAAAAUGCGCCGGGCCCAGUCGGCGGCCGAGUUUAACGAGCCUAGGACGGAAGUGACCGUUUCGGCGGCCAGCAAACGGAUGUUGUUCAGAGGCCGUUCGGUGAGUUCGGACCACGACAACAACUCCGAAUCGGAACACUCGGAACGUUCCCCGUUGGUCAGCGCCAAGUUGGACUCGCUGGCUAAGCUCCUGUUCAGCCGGAAUCUCCUCCAGGAUGGAAACGGCUCCAGCUCCAAAGACAAUGAAUCGCCGACAAGGUUUCUAUUCUAUCAAAAAACAAAAAAAUGCCAACUCAACCCACCACCAAAAGUUAACCUGCCCCUUGUAUUCGUAAAACCUCUUCUCUUGCAUUUAUAUACUCUUUUAUAUACAUAUAGACCGUUAUACAUUUGUAGUGUUCCUUCACUCAAAACGUUUACUUUAUUGUUGGUUAAUGUUACAUAUAAGCUGCAUUUGGAUGUAAUUCACUCGUACCUUUGUUUUCCUUUCAAAAAAAAAAUAUUCUCAAGUUUUCUUUCGUCAUUCAUUGUCGUCGUCCUACCAAUUCACCACGAUUAUAAGUUUUUGAUUUGUUUUUCCGAUUCUAAGUUUUGUGAAAAGGAAUCCGGACUCGCAUUAUAA